AUGAGGCAGCCAGGCCUGCUGCUGCUGCAGCAGCAGCAGCAGCCGCAACAGCAGCAGCAGCAGCAGCGGCUAUUUAACUCUGCGCGUCUUCUGCUUGGUCUGUGCUGCUUGCUUUUCCUAACUGCUGCUGCUGCUGAAGGUCUGCUGCUGCCUAACAGCAGCAGCAACAGUAGCAGCAGCAGCUCGCAUCUAGGUGGGUCCCUGUGGGGGCCCGUCUCCCGCUACCGCGCCCCAUCAGCUGGCUCGCUGCAGCAGCAGCAGCAACUGCAGCAACUGCAGCAGCAGCAGCUGCAUCUGGGGUCCCGUACCCUUUCCUUUGUCUCCCCCUUAGGGGCCUUCCGUGGUUUGUUUGGUAAGAAGAAGAGUGCUGAUGGCAGCAGCAAGGAGGACGACAGCAGCAGCAGCAGCAGCAGCAGCAGUGGAAGCAGCAGCAGCAGCAGCAGCGACAGCAGCAGCACCGAUUCAGCAGCAAUAGAUGCUGCUGUUGGUGCAGCACUUGAGUUUGCUGCUGAGCAGCUAAGCGCCCUACGUAAGGAGGUCCACUCUUUGCUGCUGCAGCAGCUGCAGCAGCAGCAGAAGCUGCAGCAGCAGCUACAGCAGCAGCAGCAGCAGCAGCAGAGCAGCAAAUCUACUAAACAGAUACCUAUAGAUAUUUCCCCUCCGCAGCGUCUACCUGUUACAGAGAUGGCUGCUGCUGCUGUUGCUGCAGCAGCAAAAAAGAAGCUGCAUGCAGUCCUAUCCAAGACAACAGCAGCAGCAGCAGCAAAACAACAACAACAACAACCAGCAGCAGCAGCAGCAGCAGCAGCAGCAGCAGAGAGGGUAAGAAGGGCAGAAGGACAAAUAGAUGCAUAUGUAGAUGGAGAAGCAAAGGGAAUAUUUCAGCAGCAAAUGCAGCAGCAGAUCUUGCUGCUGCUGCAGCCAUUUGUAUCAGGAACUGCUGCUGCUGCUGCUGCUGCUGCAGCAGCAGCAGCAGCAGGAGAACGUAAAGGAGGACGCAACAAUAAUAAUCAAGUUGGUACACCAGAGCAGCAACUAGAAGUUGCUGCUGCUGCUGCGCUGCAGCAAUUCAAUGAUUUGCUGCUGCGCUGCAUCCCUUCUGCUGCUGUACGUGAGCGUUGGGGUUGUGCUGCGCUGCAGCAGCUGCUGCAGCAGCAAUUGCUGCUGCAUGCAAGAAAUCUUCGUAUACACCGUAGCGAGCAGCAGCAGCAAGCAGAGACUCUAUUACGCGUAGUACAACAGCAGCAGGGUCUACUGCAGCAGCUGCAGCAGCAACUGCAGCAGCAGCAGCAGCCAAGGCCCUUCGCCAUGGGUGCUGCCUAUAGGGUACCAGACACAAACCUGCAGGUUGCUGCUGCAGCAAGACAAGGAAGGCUGCAGCUAAAUAUAACCUGUGUACCUGAUGAUGCUGCUGCUGCUGCUGCUGCUGCUGCUGUAUUAGGGCAGCAAGCAUUUGUUAAGGGAAUAGAGGGAUUAGGUAAUCUAGGUAUUAGCUGCUCCUUCUCUAUAUAA
This is a messenger RNA of Eimeria maxima, 1512 nucleotides long. RefSeq lists its product as hypothetical. The coding region runs from base 1 to 1512 and encodes 503 amino acids. Gene Ontology annotation, molecular function: transcription coregulator activity. Gene Ontology annotation, biological process: regulation of transcription by RNA polymerase II. Gene Ontology annotation, cellular component: nucleus; SWI/SNF complex. NCBI's taxonomy places the organism in Eukaryota, Apicomplexa, Conoidasida, Eucoccidiorida, Eimeriidae. The transcript has a single exon. The record is from RefSeq and is a predicted model, not a curated record.